AUGUCGGAGAAGAGACUUGACACCGAUUCACCCGUCCACAAGGACAAUGUCUUCCAUCAUGAUGGGGCUGAGAGAAAGCAGAGCAUCGCCGAGCUCACUCAGAACCUCGAGGGGGAGAUUUGCAACCCUCUGAAAGGAAUUUCCAAGGCUCAACUCAUGGAGCAGGUUGCUGUAUAUCAGAAGACUCAAGGCUUGCCUGACGACAUCCUCCCGCUUCUCCAGAAAGGCGCCCUGGUGGCGCAGAAUCCGGCCCUCUUCGAGACUCUGGAUGAACUUGACGAGAGCGAGAAGAUUGCUCUUCGAGAGGAAGUUACCCACAGAUGGAAGCACCCGUGGGCUCUGUACUACACCAUCAUUCUCAACUCGAUUGCUGCAGCCAUUCAGGGAUGGGAUCAGACCGGUUCCAACGGUGCUAACCUCGCCUUCCCCAAUGCCCUUGGUAUUCCUGACUCUGCUGGCUCAGCCUGCGGUCCUGUUGCCAACGAGGGUGAUUGCGCAAAGAACAGCUGGAUCAUCGGCUUCGUCAACUCCAUGCCGUACAUCACCAUCUGCCUGUUUGCCGGCUGGAUAUCCGACCCCAUGAACGAACUUCUCGGCCGACGUGGCGUCAUCUUCGUCGCUGCCAUCUUUUCUGUACUCGCUCCGUUCGGCAUGGCCGUAUCACAGACAUGGGGCCAACUGGCAGUGUGCAGGAUGCUUCUCGGAAUCGGAAUGGGUUUGAAAGAGGUUACAGUUCCGGUAUUCUCCGCCGAGAACUCCCCCACUCUCAUCCGAGGCGGGCUGGUCAUGUCUUGGCAAGUUUGGACGGCCUUUGGCAUCUUCCUGGGCACAUGCGCCAACCUUGCUGUUGGUAAAACCGGAGACAUCGCAUGGCGACUACAGUUUGGCUCUGCUUUCAUCCCAGCUGUGCCGCUUGUGAUUGGCACGUACUUCUGCCCUGAGAGUCCUCGUUGGUACCUGAAGAAGGGCAAGACCGUCAACGCUUGGCAUUCUCUACUGCGAUUGCGCAAUACCCCUUUACAGGCGGCCCGCGAUCUCUACUACAUCCAUGCGCUACUGGAGGAUGAGGUCGCUCUCGUGCGCGAGGCUGGCCUCAAGACUACCAGCAAUUUGUUCACUCGAUUUGUUGAGUUGUUCACGAUUCCGCGUAUUCGACGUGCGACAUGGGCGGCGGGUAUCGUCAUGAUUGCACAACAGAUGUGUGGAAUCAACAUCAUUUCCUUCUACAGCUCGACCAUCUUCAAGGAGAGCGGCAUCAGUGAUUACACGGCUCUAUGGGCCAGCUUCGGUUUCGGUUUGAUUAACUUCACCUUCGCAUGGCCUGCAGUGUGGACGAUCGACACUUUUGGUCGGCGAACACUCUUGCUCUUCACAUUCCCGAACAUGUUCUGGACCCUGCUUGCGGCUGGUCUCUGUUAUCUCAUCGACAAGGACAGCGAGAACAGCACAGCCAGAAUCGCCGCAGUUGCAACCUUUGUCUACCUCUUUGCAGCCUUCUAUUCCCCCGGAGAAGGCCCGGUCCCGUUCAUGUACUCGGCCGAGGUUUUCCCUCUUUCGCAUCGUGAGAUCGGCAUGUCGUGGGCCGUUGCGACCAACAACUUCUGGGCUUCCGUUCUGUCCCUCACCUUCCCUCGCAUGUUGAUUGCAAUGACGGCAACUGGAGCUUUCUCGUUCUAUGCUGGACUAAAUUUAGUUGCCUUGGGUCUUAUAUUUUUGUUUGUACCCGAAACGAAGCAGAAGUCUCUGGAAGAAUUAGACUACGUAUUCGGCGUCCCGGACCGAACCCACGCCUCUUAUCAACUUUUCACUGUCUUACCUUGGUGGAUCAAGCGUUGGAUCUUCCAGAAGAAGACCGCGGUCUGCCCGCCUCUUUACCACGACGAGAACGCCGACAACCACCGUGGUGGCGAGUGA
Messenger RNA from Colletotrichum chrysophilum, 1914 nucleotides. RefSeq lists its product as uncharacterized. Gene Ontology annotation, molecular function: myo-inositol:proton symporter activity. Gene Ontology annotation, biological process: transmembrane transport. The transcript has 9 exons. The coding region runs from base 1 to 1914 and encodes 637 amino acids. The record is from RefSeq and is a predicted model, not a curated record. NCBI's taxonomy places the organism in Eukaryota, Fungi, Ascomycota, Sordariomycetes, Glomerellales, Glomerellaceae. Gene Ontology annotation, cellular component: membrane.